AUUUAGUUCAUUGAAUAUAAUGAGCUACAAAUAGUAAAGAGAUGUAGAAGCCUAAUUUCAAUCUCAACUAACUAUAGACGACUUGACUGAUUUAUUUAAGUUGAACUCAAUCAACGAUGGAUCCAGCAUCCAAAAAGUAAGAGAAUUCGGAGAUGAUAAUGGAAUAGCAAGGAAAUUAAAUACAGAUUUGAAGGUAAGCAUAAUUGUAAUUUUAUAAGAAAGGGUUUUCAGACAAGAGUGCAAUAGAGAAGUCAAAGUAAUUGUAUGGGGACAACACACCUGUUGAGAAGGAGCCAACAACAUUAUGUGAAUUGAUAAUGGAAUGUUUGGGGGACACAAUGCUAUAGAUUUUAUUGAUUGCAGCACUGGUUUCGACUGUAAUUGGUAUGAUCAACGAAGGAGUCAAAACAGGAUGGACUGAAGGGUACUACAAUUUGAAAUAAUCUUAGUGCAACGAUAUUUUUUGCUAUAUUCUUGAUUAUUUCAAUAACAGCAGGAAACAACUUCUUAAAGGAGAGACAAUUUCGAUAGUUACGUAGGAAAUUGGAUGAUGGAAAAUGUUAGGUCAUUAGAGAUGGUAAAGUAACGGAAAUAGCAACCAAGGAUAUAGUGGUUGGAGAUUUGUUAAUUUUCAAUUUAGGUGAUUUGUUCGUUGUCGAUGGUAAUAAAUGUGUAUCAAUAAAAUAGGUUUGAUGGUUUAAGGAAGUGCAGUAAAAAUUGAUGAAUCGCCGAUGACAGGUGAGAGUGAUGAGAUCAAGAAAUUACCAUAUUUUGAGAUGGCAUAACAACAACACAAUCAAUUGAAUGUAAAUCAAGAGGCAGCAAGAGGACAUGUAAGUCCAUUUUUAAUAUCUGGAACAAAAUGCCUUGAUGGAACAGGGCAAAUGAUUGUAUUGGCAGGUACAAGCUUAUUAAUAUAAUAAAGUGGGUUAAAAUACAGUGUCAGGGAAAUUGAAGCAAUUAUUGAUUCAAGAGAAUCCUCCAACUCCUUUGCAAUAGAAAUUAGAAGGAGUUGCUUCAGAUAUAGGUAAAUUGGGUGUUUUAGUAUCUAUUUUGACAUUUAUUGCUCUGAUGGGACAUUUAGGAUAUGAUUGUUAUUAGGGUAAGUUUCCAUUCCUAAGCAUAAAGACCUUACAGAUCAUAGUGGAAUCCUUCAUGAUUGCUGUUACAAUCAUUGUGGUUGCAGUGCCAGAAGGAUUACCAUUGGCUGUUACAAUUGCAUUAGCAUAUUCAGUGGGUAAAAUGAAGGAUGAAUAGAAUUUGGUUAAGAAUUUGUCGUCAUGUGAAAUAAUGGGUGGAGCCAAUAACAUUUGCAGUGACAAAACAGGAACACUAACUUAAAACAUAAUGUAAGUUGUAGCUUUGUGGACUGAAAACCAAACAUAUAAAGAUUAAGUUCAUACUAAUAAAAAUAAAAUCAAGAAAGAUUCAAUUGAGCUCAUGUGUGAAAGUAUUUGCUAUAAUUCAAACGCAUUUCCUGAAAAAGAUCCAUAAACCAACAAAUGGGUUCAAAUAGGAAAUAAGACAGAAUGUGCUUUGUUGGAAUGUGCAGAUAAUUUUGGAUAUAAUUUUAAUCAAUUCAGACCAAGUGAUAAAGUAUUAAGGUAGAUUCCAUUCAACAGUAAAAGAAAGAAGAUGAGCACAGUUAUUUUCAAUUAAAAAUCAUAAUACAUUAGAGUCUAUACUAAAGGUGCCUCUGAAAUAGUAUUGUCUUAAUGCAACAAAUACAUUGGAAACAAUGGUAUUGAAUAAAUGUUAGACCCCUAAUUGAGAAAGAAUAUCUAUGAUAAUAUUAUCCAAAAGUUUGCAUCAGAUUCUUUGAGAACAAUUGCCAUUGCUUAUAGAGAUCUUGAUCCUUAAUCACAUGGGUCAAAUGUUAGAGGAUAAAUUACAUAAUUAACUAAAAUAGCAUAAAAUAUCCCUGAGGAUGAUCUAGAUAAAGAUCUAGUAUUGAUUGCUAUUGCAGGUAUCAAAGAUCCAAUUAGACCUGAUGUUCCUCACUCAAUCAAAUAAUGUCAUGAAUCCGGUGUCAAAGUCAGAAUGGUCACUGGAGACAACAUCCUUACUGCCACUGCCAUCGCUAAAGAAUGUGGAAUCCUGCCAACAAAUAGAGAAAUUGGUGAAUGGGAAGUUGUGGAAGGUAAGAAGUUUAGAGAAUUUGUUGGAGGAUUAAAGGAUGAAUAAGUUGAUGGAAAAACAGUGAAAGUUGUAGGUAAUAAAGAAAACUUCGCCAGAGUAAGUAGGGAUAUGAAGGUCAUGGCUAGAGCAUCUCCAGAAGAUAAAUAUAUACUUGUUACUGGUUUGAUUGCUGAAGGCAAUGUUAUUGCAGUCACAGGAGAUGGUACUAAUGAUGCUCCAGCCUUAAAGAAAGCAGAUGUUGGAUUUGCUAUGGGUAUUACAGGAUCCGAUGUGGCCAAAGAUGCUGCUGAUAUCAUUUUAUUGGAUGAUAACUUUAGUUCUAUCAUUACAGGUAUUGUAAUCUUUAGAUUUAGCUAUGAAAUGGGGUAGAAACAUAUACGAUUGCAUAAGGAAGUUCAUCUAAUUUUAAUUGACUGUCAAUUUGGUUGCUCUGUUUAUGUCCUUUUUAGGAGCUGUUGUUCUUAAGGAAUCCCCCUUGAACACAAUAGAAAUGUUGUGGGUUAAUCUUAUUAUGGAUACCUUUGCUUCUUUGGCCUUGGCAACUGAACCUCCCAAUAUUACUGUUCUUGAAAGAUAACCAUACAAAAGAGAUGACAAGAUUGUCUCACCCACGAUGAAUAGAACAAUCGUCGGUGGAUCCAUAUAUUAGAUUUGUGUUCUGUGUGUCAUAUUAUUCAUCCUCCCCUAAUUUAUGGAUUUGUCUAUACCUGAAGAAUUGGUUGGUUAGAAAGUAUAUUAAUUAUUCAUUCAAUAUUAGUUCCACAAAAAUGUAGUCCAAAUGAGUAUUUUCUUUUAGACUUUUGUUGUGAUGCAAGUCUUCAAUUCCAUAUCUUGCAGACAACUAGAUUACAAGACCAUCAAUCCAUUUGCGAAUGCUUGCAAUAACCCUCUGUUCUGGGGUGUCCAAACUUUUACGUUGAUUAUUUAAUGCGUGCUCAUCUAAUAUGGAGGCAAAUUUGUAAAGGUUUCUCAUUUAACUUUACAACAACACCUCUUAUGUCUUGGAUUUGGUGUGGGCAGCAUCAUAUUCUCAAUUCUUGUCAAAAUUGCCAUCCCUGAACGUUGGUGUUAAUUUGUUGAGUUGUUUAGAGAAUAGGAAGUUCAAUCAGGAGAUAUGGACACCUCUUUGACAAGUGUCCUUAGAAGAAAAUCAACCAAUAGGCUAGGUAAUUCCAGAAAGAGCAUGGAUUAAUAAGGCAGUCAAAUUAGAAUGAGUGCUCAAAGGAUUUAAUGAUAUAAAUACAC
This is a messenger RNA of Paramecium octaurelia, 3384 nucleotides long. NCBI's taxonomy places the organism in Eukaryota, Ciliophora, Oligohymenophorea, Peniculida, Parameciidae. The record is from the annotation of a GenBank genome assembly.